Messenger RNA from Apis cerana (Asiatic honeybee), 7049 nucleotides. Its product is annotated as facilitated trehalose transporter Tret1. Lineage: Eukaryota; Metazoa; Arthropoda; Insecta; Hymenoptera; Apidae. Gene Ontology annotation, biological process: transmembrane transport. Gene Ontology annotation, cellular component: membrane. Gene Ontology annotation, molecular function: transmembrane transporter activity. The record is from RefSeq and is a predicted model, not a curated record.
UAUCAGAGAUUUAUACCCCACUUCGUACAGUAUCUAAUUAAUCUGUGGAAUAAAAGUGAAAUUUCUCGCAUAGUUUACUUUUGACAUUGAACUUCACAUUUAGAUAUUUAUCGAUAUUGUUGGUUCGAUGAGAAGAAAAUAAAAAAAACAAAUUGAAUCUGCACGGUGUAUGGAGGACAAUGGAGUGUGAAGAAAGGACAAUCUAUACGACGCAUAGAGAAUGACACUGAUGGGUUAAUAUAGUAGUAAAAGAAAAGAUGAUAUUGGCCCCUUGCUGCCAACUUAGUCUCGAUCGUGAUCUUCGUAUUUAUAACGAAGCUAUCUGGCAAAAAAUGCAGCAACAUGCUUCAUCUAUUAAUUAUUUAAACAAAAAAAAAAGACUUGUUUACGAUAAAUGGAGCAUAGUUGUCGCUAAUAAUAAACAUAAACAUCUUGACUUACAAAAAGAAAAUUUUUAAAAAGUUUCCAAAAUAACUCACUUACUUAAAUUAGAUUGCCUACAUUUUAAACGAGAAUUUAUAAAAGUUACAAAAAGUACGUGUUUGAAAUUGAAAGAUUGCAUUGUCAUCCUUUCCUCCACAUAAUAUUAAAAAAAUAAUAAAAACAGAAAAUUUAAAAAUAAUAUAAUAAUAAAUAUCUACAAUCUUAUAUUGCGAUAAAAUUAAACACAAAGUAGUCUACUACUAGUCUACUACUACUAAGUAGUAACGUAUCAUAACAAUUGAAUUUUAACCAAUUAACCUUUUUUGACCGAUUUUCAUAUGAAAUUAAUCCGAGAAGAGGCAUCUUCGUGGGACAAGUUGCAAUCAAAAUUGAUAGGCUCGCGGUAAUCAUGGAGGACGUAAUUGGGCAUACUGAUGGCGAUCCUUUUGCAACCAAUGAAUCAAUCGAGGCGCGCGCCUAUAACUUGACGGUUUCUGGUUAAGAGCGCAGCAUUGAUAAACGGAGUAUAAUCAAGGGUUUGCCUUUACCAUUGUGCGGCUCGCUUAAUUGCUUGUAAACUUGUAGGUUGUGCUCGAGAAUGCUACACGGAAUAAUCCGUAACACAAUUGCCAAGCUUCUGUUUCCUGUCGAGUGAACUGCUUCCAGGAGAACGAAGAAAUUGAAGGAACUCGGCAACGCUUUAAUCUUUACCCAAGUGAUUUAAACUCGAAUGAAUCCUGAGUUAUUAAUUACUUAGAAACUUUAACGACGGAAUACUUUCGCCGCGGAAGGAUAAAAUUUCGUAGGAGAAAACUGAAAAAUCAAUUAGUCGCGCAACGUCUGAAAAAUUUCUUACUCGUGAAAUCUUUUCGUAUUGCGCACGGAUGGAAUUUCGUUUACUUGCAAACUGUUUAUAACAAUCUAAUUAGUCCAUUGAUUCUCCCAAUUGAUUAUGAUUUCUCAUUCGAAUAAUAGGAGAAUUUGCGUUCAAGUAAUAAAUAGUUUCAAUCAACGAGAAUUCAAUCGAACGGACAUUAACUGAAAUUUCAUUCCCUCGAAAUUCGAUCAAAUGAAAUUCAAUCGUAUCUAUUCCAACACUUUAUGACGAUUAUACGGAAAAUAUGACAAAUCGAAUAAACGCAAUACAAAUCCGUCCGAUAGAAAUUUACAAAUUAAAAGAUAACAAGGGAUAGAUCUCGCGUGAUAAAACAAUUAAAGGAAAAAAAAUAAAUGGAAUAUUUGAUCGCUGUUCGUAGAACAAAUUUUUAUUUGCCCAAGUUUCGGUCGUUCAUUCGAAUAAUAUUCCAACGUUUAUUAAAAGUUGAAAAACCCGAUUGAUAGAGAUGGAUUUUCCAUUUUGGAUUGUAAAAGCUUGGCGUAACGUGUAGUAUUUGUUAAUUGUUCGGAACAGGAUUUAACGUUGACAUAAAUUUUAAUGAAGUUCUCGCGCUUAUAACGUGGUAUCAGGAUCAAUUUCGAAAUAAAUUUUAAUGAAUUUUACGAGUGCACGUGUGGAUACGGUUAAUUUUAGCGUACACGUUUAUAAUACGAGUGUUCUGUGAUAAAUCCGUCGUUCCAUUGAUCAUUACAAUUAUUAUUGAAAUCGUUUUAUUUCCAAAUGAAACGUAUUGCGAAUCCAUUGAAAAGUACCGAAACGAGUCUCGAAAAAUAAAUUUUACCGAUGAACAGAAAUAAAUAGAAUGUGGAAUCAUUUUAUCACGCACGAUGAAUAUUAAUUAAAUAUAACUUAUCGUGUAAUAACUAUUAAUUAUCCAGAAAUCAAUGAACGAAAAGUUUAACGAUUUAGCAUGUCUUUUAUUAUCCAAAAUUUUAUUUAAUCUUUCGAAAAUAAAACGUAAAUACGACAAUAUAAUUGACAAACUUGUAUGGCUCGAAUAAAGAUGGAAAAAUGUUACGGGUUGAUUUGAGUUUAUUUGAGUUGAUCUGAGAGAUAUUCUUUUAAUAGAAUAAAUUGAAACGUUUUAAUAACGUUUUAUUUAAUAUAAUUUGAUAUAACGCAAUUUUAACGAUCGAAUAUGGUGAUCGUAUCAAAAAUAUUCGUCAAAAUCAUCCAACUUCGUUAAAAUUGCAUAAUUAUCUACGACACAUAAAAAUAUUUUUAUCGAUAUCUGGAAAACUGAAGGUAAACAGCGAUUACGCGCAUAGGAAAAAAUAGUUUAAAAUAUUGUUCGUGACAAAUUUCAAGCUCGGAAUGAGAAGAAGAUCGAAAUCGCCAAAACGUUUCCUUCUGGUAUUUUUAAUAAGCAAAAAAAAAAGAAAAAAGAAAGAAAGGAAGAAAAAAAAGAAAAAGAAGAAAAAAAUUACCUCGAAAAGAAAGGUUGAAAAAUUAUGAAGCGAAAGAAAAGAGAGCAAUAUCGCGAGAACGAGUCGAGGUAUUAUUUUGAAAAAAGAUUUUAGCCGUGAGUGUACGGAAGCGGAUAAAAUCUUCGAUCAAACGAUAUAAAGCGAUUAUGUUUUGUUACGCAAAACGAACGGCGAACCACGAUUGACUUUACGAUUGACUCCAAAGUCGAUAUUGCCACGUUAAAAUCGGAACUCGAUUCGACUACGAUCCCAUUUCGUGGAGUCGACUUGUUUUCCAAUCGUCGACGUUGCGAAAUUGUUCGAAAGGGAAAUUACAUCCUUGGUUUAACACGAUGACCACCGCAUCGAUUAACGACAACGUGGCCGAGAUCCGAAAAUUAAACCAAUACGUCGGAGCCUUCGUAGCAUCCCUCGGCGGUUUUGCGCUCGGCAUCUCGCUAGGUUGGAAUUCCAAGGCCAGCAUAGUGCUGAGGAAUUACGUCGAUGCCUCUGCGACUGAAAUCGGGCUGAUCGGGGGCAUUUUAAACGGUGGCAUUUGCAUAGGGGCGAUCCUGAUACCGUUCAUUGUAGGACGAAUAUCCAGAACGAACAUCUUGUUCUGGACUAUGCCUGUUCUCAUCCUUACGUGGACCUUGAUGAUCAGCAAUCGUCGUCAGAAGGUAUUGUUAUUCCUGAUUGGAAGAUUGAUCUGCGGCAUCUGUGGCGGUGUAUCUUGCGUUUUGACGCCAAUUUACGUGGCUGAGAUAGCGAGCAAAGAAAUCCGUGGACGUUUGCUCGCCUUUUUCCAACUCCUAGUCAACUGUGGCGUGAUGUACGCUUUCUACGUGGCUCAUGCAAUCGACGAACAAAGAUCUGUAUGGAGGUACAGCGCAAUUUGUGGCCUCGCGUGCCUCUCGAUCGCCCCGACAAAAUUAUUACCCGAGAGUCCGCUCUACUAUUUGUCGAGGAACGACGAGAUCGGUGCAGAAAAAUCCUUGAGAUGGUAUCGCGGCGACACUUACGAUGUCCAGCACGAAAUCAACGAAACGAAACGUCUCGUUCUCACCCAUUCGAAAAAGUUCAACCUACGACUGUUAAAAAAUCGCCGAAUACUGCGGUCAAUGGCGACGUGUUUCGGAAUAAUCUUGGGCCAACAUUUGUGCGGCGUCAACAUGAUGAUUUUCUACGCCCUGAUGCUCUUCGAAACCACUGGUUCCGGUGAACUGACCGGAAGCGAACAGACGCUGGUCGUCGGCGCCGUUCAAAUAUUAGUAUGUCUCUUGGCCGCGUUCCUGGUCGACGUACUUGGACGUCGAAUUCUCCUCACCGUCUCUUCCCUUUUCAUGGGAUUGUUCCUCAUAUUGCUAGGUUGGUUCUUCAGUUUACGCGACAGCGACCCCGAAUACGACGACAUCUACUUCUGGAUGUCACCCACUUGGAUCACUCUGAUCUUCGCCGCGUUCAACCUGGGACUUGGGCCAAUUUCCUGGUCUUUGUUGGGGGACACGCUUCCGGAAGAGCUGAAGACCUCGGUCGUCUCGAUGGCGGUCGCAUUCGGAUGGCUGAUCUCGAUGAUGGGCACCCUGACUUUCGACGAGAUGAUCAUCUCCCUGGGCAGCACGAAAGUUAUGUGGCUCUCCGCGGCCAUAUGCUGGCUGAUUGCUUUGUUCUGCGCCAUCGUGGUCAAAGACAACACCGGGAAAAGUUUGAUCGAGAUACAAGAAGAAUUUCGCAUCGAGUCUAACGGAGGGACGCCCAUCUUCUUGAAGUAUAUCGAGUAAUAUCUCUCUUUAAACAAACGUUACUCUGGGAUGUAUCAGCCAAGCAGUAAUAAUCGGCAGACACAAAGUGAAUUUGGAAUUUUUUAUUUCAUGAUAAUUAUAUAGACACGAAUAAUUUCAAUGAUCAUGAAGUACAUUGUCAGUAAAACAGUAUUCUCCUGAACAACUUUUCUCUAUAAUUUUUCUCAUACAUAGAAUAUCUCUUUUUUAGAAUCCAACACAGUCCAAAUUUAAUUCAAAUUUUAUUAAGAUUCUUAAUAAAAAAUAAAAUGUAUCUGCUAUUAGAUAUAUUAUUAACAUUAUUAUUAAUAUAUUCGUAGGACAUUUUUAAAGGAUCGAUUGCAGAGAUAAAAAUAAAUACGAAAAUGUCAGUCAAGACUUAUUUAUUUGAUUUUAGUAAACAAUUCAUAUUUUCAUUAGAUGAAACGAGAAUGAGAUAGAACGAGAUAGCUCCAUCUUUCUUAUAUAGCCAACUCACUCCAACUCCAUCAAUUGCUUAUAUUUUAAAUAAGUAAGUCUCAAACAACGUUUCUGUAUUAUACAUCAACUUCGAUAUUUACUUUGGCUUUUAGAAUCCUUCGAGCGUUCCACAAAUAAUUAAUCCUUUGCAUGCAUGGGGAAGACAUUAUCCAAUGUAUUUCAUGGUCAUUGCAAUCUGAUGAGAUGCUAUAUAAUUAUCUUAUUCGUAUUUAAGAUUGGAACAUGGCAUAAUUAUAUGAUGCUGAAACGAGAAAAAGGGAAGAAACUUAUCGGUGAGGCCAUCUUAGCGUUAUUUAGAGCCUUUCCACGUUGUCCAAUUUUCGUCAUCCGAUCGAAAAUGGAUAUUGAUCGAUGAUACUCGUUUUCCACGCCACUUUAUCAUUUUAAUUUCCUUUUUUUUCUUUUUAUCGUGUAUUUUUAAUGCCACCCGAUUACACGUAAUCGACACAGCGAUGCGGAAAACAAGCGUUAUACCGAUCGAUGGUCGGUUGACAUUCAUUUCCAACGGCCAAAAUUGGAUAAUAUAAAAAAGAUUCAGCCGAUAUGCCAAAAGAUGCACAUAUUUGUAAAAAUAUAUUAAGUUGGACAAAGUAUUAAGAAGCAAUAAUAAUUAUUUAAUUUAUAAACGCGAUGAGAGGAGCGAAGAAUCAACGAGGGAUUAAAAGGAGGGAAGCGAAUCGUCUUUUUGUCGAAAUAUACAACAGCGAUAAUAAGAGAGAAAUAGAAAGACAUUUACGAAUUAUUUAUAUCGAAACUAUGAUAUUAAGUUUCGAGGGUGUUGGUAACGCGAUGAGAUACUAUGGUCGUUGCGUCAAAUUACGAAAGUUCCCUUGUAAAAUUAAUGCCACGAACACGAGCAUUGUCCCCUACCUGAGAAUUAGAAUGCUCGGCAAAUUAUGAGGGAUGGCCUCGGUCUCGGGUGGCCAUCUUUAAACUUCCACGAUCCGUGUAAUUAAGAAUAUUCGUUGAAUUUGCCAUGAAACUUGCGCGAGAACGUCUCAUCAAGGAACAUCUGUUCCUUACGAAUAACUUUCUUCCUUCGACAUCAAAGUUUCCGUUUCAUGUAUUUCAACAUUCUGUUGCGCCAUUCACAACGUCGUAAUGGCGGACAAAAGUUGCCAUCCAGAAUGGUAUCGGUAAUUAAAUAUCCCUUUACAAGCUUGAAAAUAAUUAACUUUGAGAAAUUUUUGUUGGGAUUGAACUUGCCGUGUGCUAUGCGUUGCUGUAUGUUAUUCGUUAAUUUUGAAACGAGACGAUAAAAUCGAUGAACCAUUAUUUUCUAGCAAAUUAACCCUUUUGCAUUGUGCAGCAUGGCCAACCAUGUGUUAGCGUUAUAAUGUUGAAAAAAAAAAAAAAAAGAAUAAAGGAAGGAAAUAUCAAUUUGUUAGUUAUUGAACUUUGUGAGCAGUCACUGUCAAUAAUGGCUCUCUUUUGAAAUCUUUCGCUUCAUUUUGCACGAUGCAUAAUUCCUUUUAUUUUCCUUUAUGGAAAAGAAACAAGAAAGCAGCUUAAUCCGUGUAUCUUGAGAAAUCAAUUUUUCUAUAAUAAUUUUUCUCAAUGAUUAGAUUUUAAUAAUCUAAUCUGUUACUUUUUAAUACAUCGAACAAAUAAUCGGUUUUUAUACACAAAUUUUAAUUCGAUAUUGAAUUUUUUUUCCAUUUUGAAAUUGGAAGAUGGAGAAAGAGAAGAUUUUUCCAUAAUAUCGAUCAUAAAACUAUUCUUGAUCGAUCCGAACGAUAUAAAAAUUCAACGAUUAAGAACGAUAAUUACCGAUUGAUAAGAAUUUAUCAAUUUUCGUCAGGCAGAGGAUAUUUGAAAAUAACAUAAGCUUCCAUCGAAAACCGGUGUAUUCGGUAGUCACGAUAUAUGGACGUUGAAAAUCGCUUUUAGAAACUUUCCAUUCAAACGACUCGACGUUUCCUCGUUCGAUUGCCUUCGUAUUUCUCUUGGAUUUUUCCAAUUAUUUCACACGUUUUAUGGAUUGUACAGAUCACGUCCGUUCACGUUCAAUUGGAAUCAAUCGGACAAUCGUAUAAAAAUAAAGAAAUAAGAAACUUAAAU